Euleptes europaea (tarantolino) is the source of this 389-nucleotide messenger RNA. It is a transcript of the gene LSM3, whose product is annotated as LSM3 homolog, U6 small nuclear RNA and mRNA degradation associated. The transcript has 4 exons. Gene Ontology annotation, cellular component: U4/U6 x U5 tri-snRNP complex; catalytic step 2 spliceosome; P-body. The record is from RefSeq and is a predicted model, not a curated record. Bases 75 to 383 code for a protein of 102 amino acids. Gene Ontology annotation, molecular function: RNA binding. Gene Ontology annotation, biological process: P-body assembly; mRNA splicing, via spliceosome. NCBI's taxonomy places the organism in Eukaryota, Metazoa, Chordata, Lepidosauria, Squamata, Sphaerodactylidae.
CUUUCCCUCAGCUGCGCACGCGCCACCUCCGGGCAUAAAGUCUCGCGAGGAAGGACGGGGGCUGGGUUUGAAAAAUGGCGGAUGAGGUGGACCAGCAACAAACUACCAAUACUGUAGAAGAGCCUUUGGAUCUCAUCAGACUAAGUCUUGAUGAGCGAAUAUAUGUGAAAAUGAGGAAUGACAGAGAACUUCGAGGCAGACUACAUGCUUAUGACCAGCACUUAAAUAUGAUUCUGGGUGAUGUUGAAGAGACUGUGACAACAAUAGAGAUUGAUGAAGAAACCUAUGAAGAGAUUUAUAAAUCUACCAAGCGGAAUAUCCCAAUGCUGUUUGUCAGAGGAGACGGAGUUGUGCUUGUGGCUCCUCCCCUGAGGGUCGGCUGAAACUAU